Myodes glareolus (Bank vole) is the source of this 1612-nucleotide messenger RNA. The record is from RefSeq and is a predicted model, not a curated record. Lineage: Eukaryota; Metazoa; Chordata; Mammalia; Rodentia; Cricetidae.
CGGCUCCAGGGACAGACAUUUUCUUGCUGUUUCUGUCCCAUGUGGCGCAGGGCAUGUCAGGUCUGCUGGGCUGGAGUUCCAAAGUUGCAGUGCUCUCGGGAAUCUCCUGUUUGGCACAGGAGGUCUGUCCUUAAGGGCAGCUGCCAAGGAGCCCUUUUGUCAGUGCCAGUUUCUGCAGCUUGGCUCCAAAUGAACUUUCAAGAAGUCACAACUCCAGUAUGAAAAUCCAUGGACAAUCCCAAAUAUGUUGUCAAUGACGAGAAUUGGCUUGGCCCCAGUGUUGGGCUAUCUCAUUCUUGAAGAAGAUUUUAAUGUUGCACUAGGUGUUUUUGCUUUAGCUGGGCUAACGGAUUUGUUGGAUGGAUUUAUUGCUCGAAACUGGGCCAAUCAAAAAUCAGCUUUGGGAAGUGCUCUUGAUCCACUUGCUGAUAAAGUUCUUAUCAGCAUCUUAUAUGUUAGCUUGACCUAUGCAGAUCUUAUUCCAGUCCCUCUCACUUACAUGAUCAUUUCAAGAGAUGUAAUGUUGAUCGCUGCAGUGUUUUAUGUCAGAUACCGAACUCUGCCAACACCGCGAACACUAGCUAAGUAUUUCAAUCCUUGCUAUGCUACUGCUAGGUUGAAGCCCACAUUCAUCAGCAAGGUAAAUACAGCAGUCCAGUUAAUUUUGGUGGCAGCUUCUUUGGCAGCUCCGGUUUUCAAUUAUGCUGACAGCAUUUAUCUUCAGAUACUGUGGUAUUGCACAGCCUUCACUACAGCUGCGUCAGCAUACAGUUAUUAUCACUAUGGUCGGAAAACUGUUCAGGUGAUAAAGGGCAAAUGAGAGACACCCAGCUCCAGCAGCAAGGAAGCGACUUGCAUCGUCGAUAGCAGCGCCAGCGAAAGCUACAGGACUUUCCCCAUCUUGGUGUUCAGCUUGAGAAAGGACUUGUCAGACAAACCAUGUCUUCAAACCGAAGUAAUGUACGUUGAAAAUAAGCUCUAUCAUGGGCCUAUGCAGAAUUUCCAGUGUAUUUUUAAAUACAAAUAAAACUAUAAUGUAGAAUUUUUAAUCUUAAGUUUUUGAUUAAUUUGUGAGAUGAAUUAUUCUAGUUACUGUUUUUUAAAAACAUCGUUGAUAGCAUUGAAACAAAAAAGCAGGAGAGCUUUCCUGAGAUUAGGUAUAUACCCUACACAGCGUGGCUGCGCAUUUUUAUGUUUGAAUUUUAAGUCUAUGUACACAUUAACAAUUUAUGGGGUUGAUACUUGACUGUUUGAAAAGAUGAGAAUAAACUUAGCUGUGGGCAGGGUAAAGGUAUACAGAGACUUAAAAUGCACAGAGUUUUGAAAAUAAAAAAGAGCAAAUAAAAUAGAUGGUCUUGGAGUUUAUCAGUAGUCUUCCAGCCUCUCAGGUACCAAAUAGUUUAUGUAUUAGGAUAACAGGUAACACAGGAAUCUAAAAGGCAGAGAAUUACAUCAUGCCUCCCCACUACUUCACAUGUGAUUUGUAUGAUAUUGUAACCUGUACUCAUAUGUCAUGUAAAUAAUAUAAAACUUUAUAUUUUUCGGAGUCUUUUUUUUUUAAGCUUUGGAGAAUCUUCUAUUGUUAACUCAAUAAAAGAAUAAAAGUGCUGGG